Messenger RNA from Helianthus annuus (common sunflower), 3276 nucleotides. RefSeq lists its product as uncharacterized. The coding region runs from base 1 to 3276 and encodes 1091 amino acids. The transcript is spliced from 3 exons. The record is from RefSeq and is a predicted model, not a curated record. Lineage: Eukaryota; Viridiplantae; Streptophyta; Magnoliopsida; Asterales; Asteraceae.
AUGGAAAAUGUUAGAGGUUGGAUGUAUUUACCUAGACGGUUACCUGAAUUUGAAGCCGGAGUUAUAGAAUUUCUUAAUGCUUCAUUUGCUAAGGCGGCAAAAGGAUUUCAAAUCUUAUGUCCUUGCAAACGAUGUAUAAACCGUUAUUGGUAUCGAAGAGAUGAAGUAUUUGAUCACUUGAAAGGACACGGAUUUGUAGAAGACUACUAUGUAUGGGUUUUUCAUGGAGAAACUCCUUCACAAACAAGGAUUCAUACCGGCAUAGAUGAUAUUGGAGAUGGUAUGCAUGACAAUUUUAAUGAAUUAUUGCAUGAUAGGUUUAGAGACACUGUAAUGGAAACAAGUACGGUACAAGGAGGUUCAAAUGAAGACGCCAAAAAGUUCUAUAAGCUGGUAGAAGAUGGAAAGCAAGAGUUGUUUCCUGGAUGUAAAAGUUUUUCGAAACUAUCUUUCAUUGUCAGACUUCUUCUCUAUAAGACCCUUCAUGGGCUUAGUAAUUUGGCAUUUGAUGAUCUUCUUCAACUUUUACAAGAGAUGAUUCCAGAGGCAAAGCUUCCAGCUAGUUUUACUCAAGCUAGAAAAAUCAUAAGGGAUUUAGGGCUUGAUUAUAAUAAGAUUCCUGCAUGUCCUAAUGAUUGUAUGCUUUACUGGAAAGAUGAUGAGCAUGCUGAAGUGUGCCGCAUUUGCCAUACCUCUAAGUGGAAACAACCGAACGAGCAUUAUAGUGAAGAUUCUAAGGCAUCUUCAAAAGUUCCAGCCAAAGUGGUGUGGCAUUUUCCUUUAAAACCGAGGUUACAAAGACUUUUCAUGUGUUCUGAAACAGCAAAACAUAUGACUUGGCAUGAUGAAGGACUUCCUAAAGAUGGAAAUAUACGACAUCCUGCUGAUGGACAAAGCUGGAAGGAAUUUGAUUCUUUGUAUCCAAAUUUUGCAAAGGAAACUAGAAAUGUGAGGUUAGGGUUGUCAAGUGAUGGAUUUAAUCCAUUCGGAACAAUGAGCAGUACUCAUAGCACUUGGCCUGUGGUGUUGAUCAACUACAAUAUGCCUCCAUGGAUGUCAUUGAAACCAGAAUACUUUAUAUUGUCUUUGUUAAUUCCUGGACCUGAAUCUCCAGGUAAUAACAUAGAUGUUUUUUUACAACCUUUAGUUGAGGAACUCAAAGAAUUAUGGAAUAAUGGGUUAGAGACUUAUGACAAAUCUAAAGAUGAGAUCUUUAAAAUGUAUGCAACAUUAAUGUGGACAAUUAGUGAUUUUCCAGGUUACUCAAUGUUGUCGGGGUGGAAAACAAAGGGAAAAUUUGCAUGUCCAUGUUGUAAUUACGAGACUAGCUCACUUUACUUGAAACAUAGUAGGAAAACAUGCUAUAUGGAUCACCGAAGAUUUUUGGAUGCUCAACAUCCAUGGCGACGUAAUAAGAGUGCUUUCAAUGGGCAUAUUGAGGAGAGGCUUUCUCCAACACCUCUAUUAGGUGUUAAUGCUUUGAAUGGCUUGUGUGGCUUUAAAAAUCUAUUUGGAAAGACACAAAAGAAGAACAAUGACAACACUUGCCCAUGGAAGAAAAGGUCAAUAUUUUUUGAACUGCCAUACUGGCAAUUCAAUAAAUGUCGACAUAAUCUUGACGUGAUGCACAUUGAAAAAAAUAUAUGUGAUAAUGUGAUAGGGACUUUGUUGGAUAUUAGUGGGAAGUCAAAAGAUCACCCAAAAGCUCGAUUUGAUAUCUUGGAACUCGGCAUCAAAGAAAGGCUUCAGUGUUUUUCAAUGUCUUCAAAGGAGAAAGUUAAUUUUUGUCGUGUUCUUAAGGAAACAAAAUUACCUUAUGGGUGUGCGUCUAAUAUUGCCCGUUGUGUUCAUUCUUCAGAAAAGAAAUUCUCGGGUUACAAGAGUCAUGAUGCGCACAUCGUUUUGCAUUACUUGCUUGAAGUUGCUGUCAGAAAAUCAUUACCAAAACAUGUUGCUGUCCCUUUGAGGAGGUUAGGUGCCUUUUUUCGGAGCUUGUGUAGCAAGGUAAUUAAGCCUGAGGAGCUUGAAAAAUUACAAUUAGACAUUGCACAAACAUUGUGUGAAUUUGAGAAAAUAUUCUUGCCAUCUUUUUUUGACAUAAUGGUUCAUUUGCCCAUCCACUUAGUAAAUGAAGUUAGGCUUGGAGGACCUGUUCAAUAUAGAUGGAUGUUUUUUAUGGAGAGAUACUUAUGCAAGUUGAAGUCAUAUGUGCGGAACAAGAGCCACCCCAAGGGAUCCAUAGCAGAAGGGUAUUUGAUUGAUGAAUGUCUGAAUUUUUGUUCACGUUAUAUGCAUGGAUUAAAUGCAAGUCAUGGUAAGGGGGCAGAAAAUGGCGAUGAUUUUGAGGAAGAAAAUAAUUUGGAUGAUCCAGUAUUUGUGAAUGGUGGCCAUCCUUUGGGAGGUGAAAAGCGAAGGCAGGGCAAAGUUUUCACUUUAGACGUUCAGUUAAGGGAACAAGCACAUCGUUAUGCCUUAUUCAAUUCUGAUUGUGCAGAAGUUGAUGUUUAUAUCAAUGAGCAUGAAGCUUAUAUUAAAAGUCAACCCCGACAAAGUAGAUGGGCACAAGCACAAAACCAUAGUCACGACUUUGCCAGUUGGUUCAAAGACAAAGAACUGCACUUACAUUAUGCCAAUGGAUAUAAGUUUUAUCCCAAAUCAAGAGAUGUUAACUGUAAAACUCAAAAUAGCGGUGUUUCAGUUACAACUUUAACUCCUAGCUUUGCAAGUUCUCGGGACAAAAAUCCAGCGGUUGGGAAUGUUGACUACUAUGGUAGAAUUUUAGACAUAAUUGAACUUGACUAUUGGUCAAAGUUUAGAGUUGUAUUGUUUCAUUGUGAGUGGUACCAAGUUGAGAAAGAUGAUUACGGCUUAACAUGCGUUAAUUUGAAUAAGCUUUGCUAUUCUGAUGAUCCUUUUGUCAUGCCUUCACAAGUGAAACAGGUGUUCUAUGUACCAGACCCUAUAGUCGAUGGUUUGCAUUAUGUUGUAAAUACGGUUCCAAGGGAUGUAUAUGACUUCGAUGAAGAACACAGUGAAACUAAUGGUAGCACUUACUGGUGUGAGCCUAAUGAAGAUAUGUUAGGUUCUCUUGCACAAGCUAGUGAGCUAGAGACUCGUGUGUCAAGAGAAGAUAUUCCUCCUCUUAUGGUUGACGCAAGUACAGAAUUAGCUGCUACAACUUUUGAACAUGAGAAUGGUGAUGAUUCUGAUUAUGAUGAUACAUUAUGGGAUUGGAUGCAUCCGGACUUAAAAUUAUAUCUUUUGAGCACAUUCUGA